Messenger RNA from Myxozyma melibiosi, 354 nucleotides. RefSeq lists its product as uncharacterized. The annotation marks the transcript as partial. Lineage: Eukaryota; Fungi; Ascomycota; Lipomycetes; Lipomycetales; Lipomycetaceae. The record is from RefSeq and is a predicted model, not a curated record. The transcript has a single exon.
CGCCUUCCACAACCACCACCACCACCACCACCACCGCUACCACUACAGGAUCCUCUGAUCAGCCCCGUCGGAAUAAAUCGACAAGCAGUACUCCACCAUUUCAGCUGCCUGAUCGGUCAAAAAAGCUUUCCGUCUCCUCUUCUCAGUCGCGUCGAAAAUCUUCCACCUCCUCGUCGACGAAACUGGGGUUUACCACAAACGUGCCCGAUUUCGCCAAUGCCAAAAUUACCAGUGAUGGCGUUCUCGUUCUACAAGACGGAACUCAGUAUUCGCCUAAUGGUACGUUUUCUUUUUUGUUGUUCUGUUUGAGUGAUAACUGACUGAUCUUUGCAGACACUGUGUUCCUUGUUGCCG